Hermetia illucens (black soldier fly) is the source of this 1229-nucleotide messenger RNA. It is a transcript of the gene Pih1D1, whose product is annotated as PIH1 domain-containing protein 1. Lineage: Eukaryota; Metazoa; Arthropoda; Insecta; Diptera; Stratiomyidae. Gene Ontology annotation, biological process: box C/D snoRNP assembly; rRNA processing. The record is from RefSeq and is a predicted model, not a curated record. The transcript is spliced from 5 exons. The coding region runs from base 75 to 1133 and encodes 352 amino acids. Gene Ontology annotation, cellular component: R2TP complex; ribonucleoprotein complex; cytoplasm.
UGUCACAUUUACUGUCAAAUAAUUCGCGAGUGGUGUCUGUUAUUGUUGUGCGGAAGUUGAUAUUUUUCGCGAAAAUGCCGAAGGGAAGUACGUUUUUGGAGUCCGAUCCCACAAUUUUGGAGAAUAAUCUUCGAUUUGUGAAAAAUGAAGUGGAAGAGGAACUUGAUCAAUUAUUCGGGAACGUUGCUGGGAAACAAAUUGGAAUUGAUGUCGACUCGAAGGUUGUCACGCCGAAACCAGGUCUCUGUAUCAAAUGUUUCAAAGUGAAUACAAACGAGAAGUUCUUCAUCAAUAUUUGCCAAACCGAUGCGAUACCAUCCCCUGAAAACAUCACCGAAGAUGAAUUAAAUAAAAUACUUAAUUCUGACGAGCCAAGUUCAUAUCGUAUUCCCAUGAGUAUUAGCGAACCUCGAACUACAAAAGAUAAAUCAGGAAAUCCAGCCGAUGCCUGCGAUAUUGCAAUAAAUCCGGAAUUCUUUAGAAAAUGCGAAGUAGAAAUUUUCUUUCGUGAUUUUCUAGUAGCUGUUAUUCUCGAAGGCCUUAGCGAAAAAUAUAAUAUACAAAUUAAAGCUGAUAAUUGGAUAGUAUUGAGAAAUCGUAAAUUUAUAGGACAACUGGUUCCCCAUCGUGUGCAAAAUCGUGAUGUUAAAACUGUAUAUGAUAGCUAUAAGAAUCCAAACGCAACACAGAAGAGAAUGAUUGAAGAGUUGACAACGGGUAACGCUAAAAGCAAGAAGCUAAUUGAAGAAAUUAAUCCGAGGGAAUUGAAAGCUAUGAAAGAAGUCAAGAAGCAGUAUCCCAAUUCGCCUCGAACUCCUGAGGAAAUUAAGCAAUCGAUUGCUCAAGCGAAUUCAAUUGUUCCUCGACAUAAAUUUAUUGGAAAAGUAAGGGGAUCGGAUGUUGUAGAAAUCAUUGCUGAGUUCUUUUUGCCAAAAUGCAUUACUGCCGAAGAAAUCAUACUUGACAUUGGUGAAGAUCGCGUACUAAUAGAAUGCAUGAAGCACGGAUAUCUCUUCGAUAAAUUUGUCGACUACAGCAUCGAUCAAGAUAAUGUGGUGGCUAAAUUUAAUAAGGCAACAAAGAUGUUGAACAUUCGAAUGCCGGUUGCUAAGACAGAACCAUAUUCCAGCUAAAUGUCUAUCUAAUUAUUUUGAGAAGGUGUACAUAGGUUAUGAUUUUUUGUUUCAAUUUAGUGGGUAAUGAAAUAAAUAAAUGUACCGUAAAGAAAA